AUGCGCGCCCAAGUCCUCGAGGCAUUCAACGCCCCCUACACCCUCAGAGCGGUCGAAAGGCCAUCCAACCCCAAAGGGCAUGAUAUCCUUGUCAAUGUGAAAGCCGCGUCAUACUGUCACACCGAUGCAGUCUUCGCGUCCGGCGCCAUGUGGCAGGAUCUCCCAAGGGUUGGCUCGCACGAGUUCGCCGGCGUUAUCGUAGCCAUGGGCCCGGAUGUUUCCUCUCGUCUAGGUCUCCAGGUUGGCACUUCCGUUGGAGUUCCUGGCCGAGCGUUUCACCCCUGCGGAUCAUGUUACCAGUGCAGCAACAACGACGGCGAUCCGGAGAAAUAUGGCGUCUACUGUACCAAGGCCGGUAACCUCGGGCUCUCACGAGACGGAGGCUUCCAGGACUACUGCACUGUGGACUCUCGCCAGGUUGCUCCUAUGCCGCCGGGAAUGACUGCUGUCGAUACGGCUCCGUUGAUGUGUGCCGGGUUGACGAUCUGGAACGCACUCGGCCAAGGAAAUGUCCGGCUCGAUAAAGGAAAGCAAGGCGGCGAGGGCAUGACUGUCGCGAUCUCCGGUGCUGGUGGUGGCUUAGGGCAUUUGGGAGUGCAGUUUGCUGCCAAACUGGGCUGCAGGGUUGUUGCAAUCGAUGCAUCGGACGCAGCACUCAGCCUGGUUCGACGGGUUGUGGAUGGUCUCGGCCCUCUGGGUUCCAGGGUGACAGUCGUCGAUGCACGAGUCCAGCCAGCGGAAGAGGCCCGCUGGGCUGUAUGUGGGAAACCCGAGCCGGCCUUGGAGGGCGAGAAGGGUGUGGACUCUGUGCUCAUUUUGCCAGAAGCCCAGCAGGCGCUCGAGUACGGUAUGAAGCUGCUCAAAGACCAUGGCACAUGCGUUAUGGUCAGUUUCCCUAAAGAGGGCUUCCGGAUUCAGCCUCGAGACCUGGUGUUCCGCCAUAUCAAAAUGGUUGGCGUGCUUGUUGGAAGGAAUCACCAGCUCCGGGCGAUGCUGAACUUCGCGGCACAGGAAGGCGUACGGGCCAUCAGCAAGACAUACUCAUUGGAGAAGCUGAACGAGUUGGUCAAUGACUACAACAAUGGUGCCAGUGGAAAGCUGGUCAUUGAUAUGGCCAAAUCAAUGAUUUCCAGAGUGGCAGUGAAGCUGGUUGGUUCAGGCGCUGUUUAA
Messenger RNA from Aspergillus puulaauensis, 1170 nucleotides. RefSeq lists its product as uncharacterized. Gene Ontology annotation, molecular function: oxidoreductase activity. The transcript has a single exon. Bases 1 to 1170 code for a protein of 389 amino acids. The record is from RefSeq and is a predicted model, not a curated record. Lineage: Eukaryota; Fungi; Ascomycota; Eurotiomycetes; Eurotiales; Aspergillaceae.